This is a messenger RNA of Didymosphaeria variabile, 1320 nucleotides long. RefSeq lists its product as uncharacterized. The record is from RefSeq and is a predicted model, not a curated record. The coding region runs from base 1 to 1320 and encodes 439 amino acids. Lineage: Eukaryota; Fungi; Ascomycota; Dothideomycetes; Pleosporales; Didymosphaeriaceae. The transcript has 2 exons.
AUGUCUAUCUCGAAGCUUGUAACCUAUCGCGUCUUCGGACCAUUCUUGUUCAGCUUGGGCCGUCGGUACGACAAGGCUGAUUCCUUGUUCUUGUCCAUGAGCAACCACAUUCGCGACAAGAGCACGCGUAAAGAAGCCAUUUGGCGCCAGCAGACGCUCCUCGCAGCAUUUACAAGUAGCGGUGCCAAGCAACGCAUCAACACAGCUGCUGGUACCGUGGUCGAGGAAAUUGUCAAUGCCAUCAAGCACUUCGCCGAUCCAAGAGAAGAGGAGGGUAUCAAGAUUGCAGUGAAACGCAUCGUCAAGCUCGCCGCUGAAACCUGGCGCUUCGCCCGUCUCGAGCGAGAAAUGAUCUCUGCCACGAUGCCUGCCAUACAUGACGAAGAUCACGAUUUCACGAGGCCCAAAUUUUGGCCUUCGCACAGGCCUGAGGGUAGUCCCAUCGCAUCGCUUGUCGGCACCGAGAAGCCGUCUGAUGAACAGCCGCAGAUGUUGUUGCGACUGUUUCCCGUCAUCUACCGCGAGCCCAAGCACGAGAACUUCCGCGAUGAAGUCGAGAACGAAAACCCCGACGAAGGGUGCAUCUACCAUUACGGUCUCGCCUUGUACGAUGACGCAGAGACGGUUGUGCAGAGGAAGGAGGAGCUUCAAGCAGCAGGUUUGCCACCUACCACCAACGCUGCUUCUCCGACUGCUGCUGACUUUCCACCGCCUCUGUUGCCCGCUCCUAGGACCUCACUGCCGCCUACUCCAACUGUAGAGAAAGCAUCGAUUCGAUCGAAAUCGCCGCCGCCUUUACCUGAGUCGAGCAAAGACACAACCUAUACUCGUCCUCCACCUGAACCGACGAAAGACGCAGCUUCAACCCGCCCAGCGUCAACCGUUUCCAUAAAUUCGGGAAAAGACGCAAGCUACGCUCGCCCUCCACCUAAACCCACGCGAGACGUAGCUUCAACCCGCCCAGCCUCACCUGCUUCGAUCAAAUCGGGCAAAACUUCCGUCCGUUCCAGAACACCACCCCCUGUUCCUCCGAAACGAACUUCUAUCCGCUCGAAAUCAUCCUUGUCCGUUAAUACGGUUAAGUCAUCUGCACGAUCAUCAGCGCCCCCCUCCGCCACCAACUCGUGUACCACCGCCUCCCCAACGAACCCAUCCGAAGCCCCUCCUCUCCAAAAGCUGCACCAUCUGAACUUUCUCAUACAUCAUACAAACGUCCACCUCCCGGCCCCAUCGACUUCGAGACACCCCACGAUGCGCCUCCUCUCCCAGCACCCACGGAGAGCAUCCUCGGCGCACCUCCAGCCUCUAUGGCUGUUCUAG